AUGAAAUUUAGGAGACGCGACAAAAAGUUCUCUUGUAUUGCGCACAACACCACAAUCCUCAGCGAACACACCACCUCAGCAGCAUCUCAGACCUCCUCACUCGCAUCUCUCGUCCUUCCCAAGAUCACCCAUACAUCGGCGCAGAAGCUCACCUAUACUCACAACAACAAUUUCAUCCAUUAUAUCGCCGAUGCGCCCUCGGAAUAUCCAUCCUCGUCCGCUUCAGCAGGAGGACUUACGUACCUCGUCAUCGCCGACUCAUCUCUCGGCCGUCGAAUUCCCUUUGGCUAUCUCGUAGAAAUUAAAAAGCGUUUUCAAGCCAAGUUUCCGCCAGACAGCACCGAUUUUGCCAGUCUGCCUAAUUAUGGCGCAGGCAGCUUUAACAGCGAACUCAAGAAAUUGAUGGUGGAAUACGGUACUACGAAAGCUGGAAAGGACGAUGCGAUUGCGAAUGUUCAGGAGGAGAUUGAUAACGUGCGAGGCAUUAUGAGCCACAACAUUGAGAGUCUGUUAGAGAGAGGCGAGAGGAUUGAUCUGUUGGUUGACAAAACGGAUCGUUUGGGUGGCAGUGCACAUGAUUUUAGAGUGAGGUCAAGGACGUUAAGGAGACAGAUGUGGUGGAAAAACACCAAGUUGAUGGCGAUGCUCACUGUGGUCAUUAUUUUCCUGCUGUACUUGUUCAUUGGGAUGGGCUGUGGACUGCCAGGUUGGUCGAAGUGUGUUGGAAGUGGCAAGUAA
Molecule: messenger RNA, 738 nt
Organism: Glarea lozoyensis ATCC 20868
Lineage: Eukaryota; Fungi; Ascomycota; Leotiomycetes; Helotiales; Helotiaceae
Product: SNARE-like protein
Exons: 2
Coding region: 1-738 (245 amino acids)
Biological process (GO): vesicle-mediated transport
Cellular component (GO): membrane
Source: RefSeq, a predicted model, not a curated record